Messenger RNA from Mesocricetus auratus (golden hamster), 914 nucleotides. Its product is annotated as cationic trypsin-3. The transcript has 5 exons. Gene Ontology annotation, molecular function: serine-type endopeptidase activity. Lineage: Eukaryota; Metazoa; Chordata; Mammalia; Rodentia; Cricetidae. Bases 77 to 826 code for a protein of 249 amino acids. The record is from RefSeq and is a predicted model, not a curated record. Gene Ontology annotation, biological process: proteolysis.
AAAGCCCUGGGGUAUAAAUAGCUCUGGAGAAAAGCCUUCAUCAUGCUAUUUACUGCUCCAGACACAGUGAGCAGCCAUGAAGACCUUAAUCUUCUUUGCCUUGCUUGGAGCUGCUGUUGCUCUCCCCGUGCUUAAUGAUGAUGAUGACGACAAGAUUGUUGGCGGUUACACCUGUAAGAAGAAUUCUCUCCCCUACCAGGUGUCCCUGAAUGUUGGCUACCACUCAUGCGGUGGUUCCCUCAUCAAUUCACAGUGGGUUGUUACAGCAGCUCACUGCUAUAGCUCCCGAAUUCAGGUGCGUCUGGGAGAACACAACAUUGAUACCCUUGAGGGUGGUGAGCAAUUCAUUGAUGCAGCUAAAAUCAUCAAACAUCCCAACUAUAACUCAAAUACCAUUGAUAACGACAUCAUGUUGAUUAAACUGAAGUCAGCUGCCACCCUCAACUCGAAAGUGUCUACCAUCUCUCUGCCAAAAUCCUGUGCGUCAUCUGGCACUAAGUGUGUUGUGUCUGGCUGGGGCAACACCCUGAGCAGUGGCACCAAUUAUCCCUCGCUCCUGCAGUGUCUGGAUGCCCCCAUCCUCUCUGACAGCUCUUGUAAAAGCGCCUACCCAGGCCAGAUCACCAGCAACAUGUUCUGCCUGGGCUAUCUGGAGGGUGGAAAGGACUCCUGCCAGGGUGACUCUGGUGGCCCCGUGGCCUGCAAUGGACAGCUCCAGGGCAUUGUCUCCUGGGGUUAUGGCUGUGCAGUGAAAGGAAAACCUGGUGUGUACACCAAGGUCUGCAACUAUGUGAGCUGGAUUCAGAAGACUAUCGCUGCUAACUAGAUACCUUUAUCUCUUCAUUAAGCCAUCUCUUCCUAGUCAAAUUCCCCUCCUUCUAAGCCCCCAUCACAAUAAAACCAUUUUCUUCUUA